This is a messenger RNA of Fulmarus glacialis (Northern fulmar), 992 nucleotides long. RefSeq names its product family with sequence similarity 102, member B (gene EEIG2). The record is from RefSeq and is a predicted model, not a curated record. The transcript is spliced from 11 exons. The annotation marks the transcript as partial. NCBI's taxonomy places the organism in Eukaryota, Metazoa, Chordata, Aves, Procellariiformes, Procellariidae.
CAAUAGAGCCGUCAUCUGCUGUGACGGUAGCUUCCCGAUCCACUGGUGGCAAUGGGGAGGUAGUACAGGCAAACUGUGUCCGCUGGAAGAAAAAGUUCUUAUUUAUGUGUAAAAUCAGUGCCACAACAGGGAUUCUGGAUACUUGCAUUUGCAGGGUGUCUGUGCGGAAGGAGUUAAAAGGAGGAAAGGCAUAUGCAAAGCUGGGAUUUGCAGAUCUAAAUCUAGCAGAGUUUGCUGGAUCGGGAAAUACCACUCGUCGCUGUUUACUGGAAGGUUAUGAUACCAAAAAUACAAGACAGGAUAACUCCAUUCUCAAAGUUUUAAUCAACAUGCAGCUAAUGUCUGGAGACCCAUGCUUUAAAAUGCCUCCUUCCACAGCAAUGUCUAUAGCAAUUGCUGGAGAAUCAGAAUCUUUGCAUGAAGACAGAAGAGGCGGAGAAAACUUAAAAGUACUACAUCUGGGCAUAGCAGAUGUCUCAAAGAGUGCCUCAGUCCCAGAUGAACUUGGUGCAUGUGGACAUUCCAGAACAUCGAGCUAUGCAAGUCAGCAGUCAAAACUGUCAGGAUAUAGCACAUGUCACUCUAGAUCAUCCAGUCUGUCUGAACUCUGCCACAGGAGAAACACCUCAGUGGGUAGUACCUCAACAGGAAUUGGAAGUAUUCUAGAGCCAUGUGAAGAGACUGAGCCAAAAGUAACUGAAGCUAAUAUUGAUACAUCUGUUAAAGAUGCACCAUCAGAAGAACUCUGCAGACAUCCUGUAAAGCAAGACUCUGUGGAGUCACAGCUGAAGAGGGUCGAUGCUACCAGAGUUGAUGCUGAUGAUAUAGUUGAAAAAAUACUCCAGAGUCAAGACUUCAGUUUAGACUCAAGCGCAGAAGAAGAAGGUUUAAGAUUAUUUGUGGGCCCUGGUGGAAGCACUUCUUUUGGAAGCCAUCAUCUCCCUAACAGAGUAGGAUCUGGAGCAUAUGAGCAGGUGGUGAUAAAACGCUAG